This is a messenger RNA of Desarmillaria tabescens, 792 nucleotides long. RefSeq lists its product as uncharacterized. The record is from RefSeq and is a predicted model, not a curated record. The transcript has 9 exons. The coding region runs from base 1 to 792 and encodes 263 amino acids. Lineage: Eukaryota; Fungi; Basidiomycota; Agaricomycetes; Agaricales; Physalacriaceae.
AUGGGGCCAGGGAUGCCCGAAGUUUGCCUUGUAGAUGUCCCUCAAACUGUGGCGUAUCCAACACCGAACUCGUCGAGGACCUUGCUUUACAUCGAGACAACAUAUUGUCGUCCGGCAAGCAAGGACGAGAGGCCUACAGAUUUCCCUCAAACCAUGCCCCACGCAAAGCCGAUGCAGCGAGGACCUGACUUUGCAUCGAGACGACGUGUCGUCGUCCGGCGAGCGAGCAUGGGAGGGUGGUCGCAGGACGGUGAAGUGGAGGGAAUACGGGUGAAAUGGGGGGGUGGGGAUGGAACUGCCUUUGCGUCGAGACGACGUAUCGUCGUCAGACAACCCCUACCCUUUGGCAUCGACCUGGAAAACAAGAUAUCAGGCUCGAACGAUGGCCUGGAAGAUUAUAGCAGCGUUGUCAAGAGGAAUUUUGGCCCAAGAUGGUCAACGAGUAACAGUUGGAUCGAGAAACUGGCGAACCUAACAGCGGUGCAGUUCCCUCUCCAAUACCUACCGAGAGAUCACGCAGUAUUCGUCCCAAAAAUCCGAAAAUCUCUCCCCGAACCAUGGUCGGGAGGGGGGUGCCCACACAAUCCUCUCAGAAUAUUUUUGAAGGAAGAACGGCGCGCGGAGAGGCGUGGUUUGCGUCACAAGGAGGAUUACUUGUCUCAGAAGAUCGAAGUCAGUACAAUCAAAUUGCUGAAGAGAAAACAGGACAAAGCAAACAUGGGUGCCGGGCUAGUCAAGGACGUCGAAGUCCUUGUAGACGAAGCGAAAUUCAUCAUCGGUUGGAGCAAGUAG